Molecule: messenger RNA, 1836 nt
Organism: Spinacia oleracea (spinach)
Lineage: Eukaryota; Viridiplantae; Streptophyta; Magnoliopsida; Caryophyllales; Amaranthaceae
Product: F-box protein At3g58530
Exons: 11
Coding region: 97-1050 (317 amino acids)
Biological process (GO): SCF-dependent proteasomal ubiquitin-dependent protein catabolic process
Cellular component (GO): SCF ubiquitin ligase complex
Molecular function (GO): protein binding
Source: RefSeq, a predicted model, not a curated record
CGCUCGAACAAACCGUCCCAUCAGACAAAUAUAACCUAUCAAAGUCUCUCUGGUUUAUCUAGCUGUUAAAAAAAAAAAAAACUAUCAAAGAAAGAAAUGGAGCAGAACUCCAAUGGCGGGGAAGGAGAAUCACAUUCAGUCAUGACAGAAGAAGAGCUAGUUCAACUUCAAUGGAGGAGAGAGACUGUGCCUAGGGUUUUGACAUUCGUGAGCUCGAAGCUUCCUCAGCGCGACCUCGUCUCUCUCUUACUCGUCAGCCCUUGGCUUUAUCGUACUCUCUCCUUUAAUCCUCCCCUCUGGCAGAUUCUUGAUUUUCACGAGGUGAACAAUGCUGGAUAUCGGCUCUUAGCUGCUCUUUCUCUGCCUAGGUAUAAGGAUGUGAAGCAAAUAAACCUUGAAUUUGCACAGGACAUUGAGGACAAGCAUCUUGAACUCCUCAAAAAUAAGUGCUCCAGCGCUCUUCGGAACCUAGAGAUCCUGAACUUAAAUGGAUGCCAAAAGAUAUCGGAUAAAGGAGUUGAAGCCAUUACUUAUGUGUGUUCAAGUCUGAGAGUCUUUUCAAUAUAUUGGAACGUGAGGGUAACAGAUGUAGGCACUCAGCAUCUAGUUAAGAAUUGCAUACAUGUUAUCGAUGUGAAUUUCAGUGGCUGUAAGAAUAUCUCUGACAAAAGUAUGCAACUUGUUGCUGACGCUUAUGAAGAAUUGGAGUCAUUGAACAUUACAAGAUGCAUCAAGCUGAGUGACAGUGGCUUGCAGUACAUAUUGCAAAAGUGUUCAUCUCUUAAGAGCCUCAAUUUGUAUGCCUUGUCUAGCUUUACAGAUGAUGUUUACAAGAAUAUGUCGCAUCUUGCUCAACUUAGGUUCUUAGAUCUCUGUGGAGCUCAGAAUCUGUCUGAUCAUGGACUAAUGUGCAUUGCCAAAUGUAACUAUUUGGUAUACCUUAAUCUAUCUUGGUGUGUGCGUGUUACUGAUGCCGGAGUCACAGCCAUAGCGGAAGGAUGCACAUGUCUUGAGCUACUUAGGUGCUUGUGCCCUAUGUGCAUGUGCUAGCCCUUUCUUGUGGUCCAUUACACAAUGACGAGAAAAGGCUUUCCAUCCUUGGAUAGAGGCAACAUACUUUCAGUAAUGGUCCCAGAAAACAGUUCUCUUGGGGCCAAAGGAAAGAAAAUAAAACUAGAAGAGGGUUAAUUUUAGGGUAUCCAUUUCUUUAAAGUUUGAAUCCUCUAUCCGAAUCCAAGUUUAAGGCUCUGUUUUGUUCAAUUUUUUUUUUACUUAAUAGUUAAUUGAGACAAAAUAAGUUAAUAAGUUCAUAUAAGAUAAAAUAAGUUCAUAUCAGUUCAAAUAAGAUAAGAUAAGUUCAUAGUAGUUCAAAUAAGAUAAGAUAACUCCAGAAAAAAUAAGUUUCUUUUAUACAUUUGUACACACAAUUAAGUUUUUGUCAGAAUUCAGAUAAAAUAAGAUAAGUUUAGAUAAAUCAUGGUAAGUUCAGUUAAGAUAAGAUAAGUUUAGAUAAGAUAAAAAAAAAGUUCAGAUUAGUUCGGAUAAUAUAAGUUAAGACAAAAUAAGUCGAAUAGAACAAAGCCUAAAUCUACAUGAAAUGUGGAUAAAGUGUGCCUAAGUUUGUGAGUACUUCGGAGAAAAGAAAAGGAGUGCUCGGUCAUCUUUAUAAUAUUUUGUGUAUAUAUUUCUUCCUUUGCUUCACUUAUAUUUCAUCAAGGUUAGAUAACUAACCACUAGCCACCUAAACCCUAAAAAAGUAAUCCAAAAGUCAAACCAUGUCUCUCUUCUGUCACUCUACUUUGAUAUGUAUUUCACUAUUAGGUUAGUGAUUGUUUU